AUGCCUGCCAAGACGGUCGUCUUCACCUCGGUGCGCAAGUUUGACGGGACAGAAAAUCGAAAUUUGACUUCGGGCGAGUUUAUCCAGGUGAGCGGGCGAAACUACGCGAGGCGAGAUUGCGCGAAGACGAGCUUGGCAAUUGACCCACCUGCCGCACUCUAUUACCCUCCGGCAGAUGAGCGGGCGAGCAGGUAGACGAGGGCUGGAUGAUCGAGGCAUUGUGAUUAUGAUGUUUGAUGAAAAGCUCGAGCCAGCCGACGCCAAGACGAUGGUCAAGGGGGAAGCCGACAGGCUGAAUAGCGCCUUUCAUCUCGGCUACAAUAUGAUUCUGAACCUGAUGCGCGUCGAGGGCAUCUCACCCGAGUACAUGCUCGAACGCUGCUUUUUUCAAUUCCAAAGCGCUGCGUCCGUGCCCGAGCUGGAGGGCAAGCUGGCAUCGCAGCGCAAGGAGCUCGAGCAAGCCGUGGUGCCGGACGAAGAGCAGACGGAGGAGUACUUUGCGCUGAAGCACCAACUCCAGGAGCUGCAGAGCGAUGUCAGAGAAGUCGUAACUCAUCCGACCUAUGCCUUGCCAUUCUUGCAGCCAGGUAGAUUGGCGCACGUGCAGCACGAGGAUCUCGACUUUGGAUGGGGCAUCGUCAUUCGAUAUCAGAAGCGCAUCACGCCGAGCAGGGGAGGCAAAGUGGAUGCGAGCGCAUCCGAGAGGCCACAGUCGCAGUGGAUCGUCGAUGUGCUGCUCGACUGCGAAGCAGGAUCCACGGCGCCCACCAUCAAGGAUGUCGCGACGAGAGCUCAGAAGCAGGUAAAAGGUGCCGAUACCGCACCCUUGGGUCUACGGCCUUGUCCGAGCGGCAAAAGAGGCGAGAUGCUUGCCGUACCGGUGCUCCUCUCCACCAUUUCGCGCAUUUCAGGAGUGCGCUUAAAGAUGUCGCCAGAUUUGCGUUCGCGCGAAGCUAGAGAUCAGGCUCGGACAAACUUGCUGGAAGUCAAAAGGCGCUUUGCUGGCUCCGACUCGAGAGGCAAAGGCGUCCCUGUCCUCGACCCGGUCAAGGACAUGAAGAUUGCAGAUCAGUCGUUUGCCACGCUGUUGAGCAAGAUUCGACUCGUAGAGUCUCGCCUGUCAGAGUCCAAGGUGGCAGCUUUGAGCGGAAAAGAAAGGGGGCAACUUCAAGAAGCGUACGAGCACAAGCAAGAGCUCGAGCGCGGGGUCAAGAGUUUGGAGCGCCAACUGAGCGAUGCCCACAGCGUGCUGCAACUGGACGAGCUCAAGUGUCGCAAGCGGGUUCUGAGAAGGCUAGGCUUUACAACGGACGACGACGUCGUGCAGAAAAAGGGUCGAGUUGCGUGCGAGAUUUCCACCGGCGAUGAGCUUCUCUUGACCGAGAUGAUUUUCAACAAUGUGUUCAACGACCUCGACCCGAAUCAGUGCGCAGCGUUGCUAUCUUGCUUUGUGUUCGACGAAAAGAGCGAGCAGCAAACUCGACUCAAGGAGGAUCUCGCUGGACCUCUGCGAGUCAUGCAAGAGACUGCGCGACGCAUAGCCAAAGUGUCGAUCGAGAGCAGACUGCAGGUCAAUGAAGACGAGUACGUGGCUAGCUUUAAAGUCGAGCUCAUGGAGGCUGUUCUACAGUGGUGCCGCGGAGCCAAAUUUUCGGAAAUCUGCAAGGUGCGUACGCGUGUCGUUGCAGUAGAUGUUCUCGCUGCGGCUGAUGCCGCCCAACGCCACCUUACAGAUGACCGACGUCUUUGAGGGCAGCUUGAUCCGCGUCUUUAGACGACUGCAGGAGCUUUUGCGACAAGUUGUCCAAGCGAGCAAGGCUAUUGGGAAUGUCGAGCUUCAGGAAAAGUUCGAGGCCAGCCAAAAAGCUUUGGAGCGCGAAAACUCGAUCAUUUUCAGCCCGUGAGUGUCGAUGAGAACAUACAGUGUCACUUUUGCGGCUGACGAAUUGCGCGUUCCAAAUUGCGUCGGCGCUUCCGAACUGUGACAGCUCCUUGUAUCUGUAG
Messenger RNA from Ceraceosorus bombacis, 2004 nucleotides. NCBI's taxonomy places the organism in Eukaryota, Fungi, Basidiomycota, Exobasidiomycetes, Ceraceosorales, Ceraceosoraceae. The record is from the annotation of a GenBank genome assembly.